Molecule: messenger RNA, 3278 nt
Organism: Orbicella faveolata
Lineage: Eukaryota; Metazoa; Cnidaria; Anthozoa; Scleractinia; Merulinidae
Product: neuronal acetylcholine receptor subunit alpha-10-like
Biological process (GO): monoatomic ion transmembrane transport
Cellular component (GO): membrane
Molecular function (GO): extracellular ligand-gated monoatomic ion channel activity; transmembrane signaling receptor activity
Source: RefSeq, a predicted model, not a curated record
AUGGUUCACAUGCUGCUUACGUCACUGGAACUGCAUUUGAGGUGUAUACCAUCACAUCCCUCUCCUCCUGAUGAGUACUGGAAGAACAAUCUGCUGAAAUGGGACCCAAAGGAUUACGGGGGAAUCCAGGAAAUUCACGUUUCCCCUGAAGACAUCUGGGUACCAGACACACUGUUAUACAACAACAUAGAUGAAGAGGAACGUAUAGGAGGUGGUAGGACCACGUAUACAACUAAUGUAGCAGUGCAGCACGAUGGAAGCAACACGUGGUUAAACCCCGCCAUGUUCAAGAGCAUCUGUAGUGUGGAUGUCACAAACUUUCCUUUCGAUGACCAGGAAUGUCUGCUCAAAUUUGGCUCUUGGGCUUUCGAUAAAUCGAAGAUCGAUUUAGCAGUGAAAAACGGCAGCACCCUUAACAGCUACUACAUCAAAAAUGGCGAAUGGCAACUGCUGAAUUUGUCUGUGAAGAGGAACGCUCUGAAAUAUCAGUGCUGUCCGCACGAGUUUGUGGAUGUGUCAAUAAAUGUGCAUAUCAGACGGGAAUCACUGGAUUACAUCCUAAAGUUGAUUAUUCCAUGCUCACUGAUCUCUUCCAUGAUAUUUUUAGGGUUUGUUCUACCACCUGAGUCCGGUGAACGCAUUGGACUGAGUAUCACAGUUCUUUUGGCCAUGACGGUGUUUCAACAACUCAGUUCCGAGCUUAUGCCAUCAUACGGUUUUCCUCUGCUUGGGCAGUUUUACUUUGCAAUCAUGUUAGAAAUUGGGGCUUCUCUAGCAGUUACGACGCUUAUUUUAAACUUUUAUCAUCGCAACAGGCGAAGAAUGCCCAAGACCAUGAGAAACAUAGAUGAAGAGGAGCGUAUAGGAGGUGGUAGGACCACGUAUACAACUAAUGUAGCAGUGCAGCACGAUGGAAGCAACACGUGGUUAAACCCCGCCAUGUUCAAGAGCAUCUGUAGUGUGGAUGUCACAAACUUUCCUUUCGAUGACCAGGAAUGUCUGCUCAAAUUUGGCUCUUGGGCUUUCGAUAAAUCGAAGAUCGAUUUAGCAGUGAAAAACGGCAGCACCCUUAACAGCUACUACAUCAAAAAUGGCGAAUGGCAACUGCUGAAUUUGUCUGUGAAGAGGAACGCUCUGAAAUAUCAGUGCUGUCCGCACGAGUUUGUGGAUGUGUCAAUAAAUGUGCAUAUCAGACGGGAAUCACUGGAUUACAUCCUAAAGUUGAUUAUUCCAUGCUCACUGAUCUCUUCCAUGAUAUUUUUAGGGUUUGUUCUACCACCUGAGUCCGGUGAACGCAUUGGACUGAGUAUCACAGUUCUUUUGGCCAUGACGGUGUUUCAACAACUCAGUUCCGAGCUUAUGCCAUCAUACGGUUUUCCUUUGCUUGGGCAGUUUUACUUUGCAAUCAUGUUAGAAAUUGGGGCUUCUCUAGCAGUUACGACGCUUAUUCUAAACUUUUAUCAUCGCAACAGGCGAAGAAUGCCCAAGACCAUGAGAAAAGUAAUUCUGCAGUGGCUUGCGCGCUUGUUGUUUCCUUGUCAAAAACCGAAGGAUUGGAGCGAAAUUCAUCGAAGAAGCACAGCUAUGCGACGGAGGUGCAGCGAUUUAGAAGUUAAGGCCGAUCUUAGCAGCAGCGAUGCAGCAUCUUGUGAGGAAGAUGUCCUCGAGUGUUCAAAGGACACGAGCCCACGGCGUGACCCGCACGUGGACACGUGGGUCGUGCAGGAGUCUGGGGCUGCACACACGCAUGCGCAUUCAACAACCAAUGGUACAACUGAGAACCACUCGUUCUGCAAUCAUGCGGUCUCUCCCAAAAAUGAUUGCAACCACAACGGUGGGCUCAAAAGGGACUGGCUUAAAAAGCUAAAAAAGAACGGAAAUGUACGUAGCCGGGACAAAAAAGUCGACCGAACUGGAAAGAAGAGACCUUCGACAGCACAACUCUUGAAACAAAUGACCAUUGAUUCAUUGCCUUUUGGAGGCAACAUGUUGGACUGGUCUGAAGAGAAGCUUAAGAAUCAAAAGGAGUGGAUAAAGGCAGCGCGUGUUUUGGACAGACUCUUUUUAAUCAUUUCCAUUAUUGUUUCCAUCGUUACUCUCCUGACAAUCUUCCUGCGUGCUCCGAGAUUUCGACUCUACUAAACUGUAAACAGGCUCCUUUGCAGCUAUUGUCACGCUCUUCUUUACUAAUGAAUCGUCAAGCAAAGCUUUUCUCAGCGGAGAAGACUGAAUAACAGGUGUUGGAAUGAAUUCUGAAACAGAGGGUGACAAAACAGGUCAAAAUCAAUAUUUCAACAGCAUCACGAUUUCCUUCUUCUGCCCUCAUCUACUGCUCGUCAUCUUUUGGCAACCCCUUCAUGCAAAAAUAGCUCUAGUUUUGUAUUAUAAUUUAUUAAAGCAUGCUGGGUGCAGUAUAUUACGUCACAGAGAGGGCCUGGGUUUCUUAGUAUUGUUAGUAGCAUCUCUUAAUUUUUUGUUUUCGAAAGUUGCUCUUUUCUGUCAUUUGUAUUUAACUUAAAUACCCAUUGAAAGAAUUUCUGAUACACUUUUUUCGCAACCAGAGUUGCUACAUAAAUUCAUUUUUUAUUGAUUACAACUUAAGCUUACUAUAAAACUAAGUUCCUAUUGGGUUAGUGCGAUAUAACCUAUGGCCUUAAUUGCCUCGCUCUGUAAAUAAAUAGUUUUGUUAAAGGUGGCUGUAAACAGUUUCCAGCACUUUCCAAGACCCUUAAUUCUACUUUUUAGUGCAUAUAUUUCAAACAAGGCAAGGAGAAACCCUUUUUUUCAUUAUCAAAUUUUAAUAAGCAGGAUAAGAGGCCGCUUUUGGCAAAAUAUUAAAAAAUAUAUAUAUAUUAAUGGGAUUCAGAACCAGGUUUAAACUCAACGUGGUCAUACUGUUGUUAUGGUAACAUACUGUGCUACGAAAAUGAUAACAACUUGUUCACCAAUGAUUGGGCAUUUUUUUGGCACCAUGAUUGAAGCAUCAACUGAUAAUGAGUGGUUAUAAAUCACUCAUCAAAAUCUACGUCUAGGAAAGCUCUGGGAACUGUUUUGAGCCAUCACCACCCCACGAGAUUAUAUAUGUGUCAGUUUUUGCAAUACAGUUUAAUUUUUCACGGUACCACAUAUACCAUCACGUUGGUUCUGAUAGGAAGUGAAAGUUGCUUACUGGCGCGGCUAGGCAGUUUCUCUGACCGUUACAGCAUCAUGCAGUGUUUCUUAAGGUGAUUCCUUAUUUUUGCAUUGCGCAUCCCUACUGCGCACGAUUGUUGCGUCAC